CCAUUCUAUUCAGAAAACAAAGGAGGGAAAAGGGGCAAAAUCAAACAUUUUUUUGUUGACUCAUUAAUUAGUUUGUCAGUAGUGCCUGCAGCAGGGCUCAACUAACAGCUAAGAAAUCAACUAUAUCAAGACUUUUUAGUUAUUUCUGGGAUCCAGAUUUGAACCAUCUUGGGUUGUUUGGUGUGGUGAGAAGUGACAUGAUCAUUGCUCAGUGUGUGCUCUCCAGAGGGAGCCCUCCAAGGGUGCUCUGUCCCUCUCUCUGCUCCCAAGUGUUAAUCUCCUUUCUCUGGGAGAUUAAAAGAAAAAGGUGGUUUCAUCUCCAGGCAACACCCUGUGCCACAAAAAUGGUUUCUGUGCAAUAGUCCUAGAAAGUAGAUCCAAGGAGAUAAGAUCGGACUGGAAUGAGAUAACAUCAGCCAAAGAAAUGGUGCUGGAAUUAACAAGAAGGAAAACAAGCACAGAUGAAUUCAGUGAGUGUGAAAGCUACAGGGCCUGCUGGGCUGGUCCUGCUCAGUCAGCUGUGGAGAAACACACCCAGGAGAAAGCCCAGCUGCCCUGCCGGCACGCAGAGCUCAGUCCUGCCAUCACCUUCACCGGGGAGGCUGCAGGUGUCCAUGUGCAGCUGAAUAGGUCUGGCUGAGCCCAGCACCUGCACAGCCUUCGCUGGAAAAUCAAGGUUUGUCCCUGAGGCAGCCUGCAUGUGGGAACGACCUCCUCCAGCAGAGAAGAUGGGCCAGAAGGUCUCCCAGGAGGACAACCAGGAGAACAAGGCUGAAAUGCUGGUCAUCUGUGAAGUCUUCAGCCAGGGUGUGCUCCAUGCAUCUCAAAGGCUGAAGGACUACCUGGGUUUUGUGGAUCCUCAAAGCAAAUUCCAGCCGGCCACGAACACGCUGAGCGAGAUCUUCCUGGUCAACUUCAUCGGCUUCUGCGUGGGCAAGGGCAUGGAGGAGCGGAUCAUGACCAGCAAAAUGACCAAGCAGCAGUCCUCCCUGUUCGGAGUGGACUGGAUCUGGACUCUGUGUGGGUCUGACAAGCAGAUCAAGCUGCAGAUCGCCGUGCAGGCCCUGCAGCCGGCCGAGCUCUUGCAGGACGAGGGCGCUGCCGAGGAUUGCUGCCGGGAGGCCGCGCUGGCCGACGAGUGCUUCCAGAACAUGAGCAGGUUUGAGAAGCUGGCCCAGUUCUGCCGCCUGGUGGGACGGGACUGCCUGGGCUUGUUCGUGGUGUUCGGCGUGCCAGGGAAGCCCAAGGACAUCCGAGGAGUCCUGCUGGACAGCGUUGCCAAGGAGGAGCAGAAAUGCCGCCUGUCGGGCAGGAAUGCGCUGCGGCAAUUCGUCACCAGCACUGACAGCUCCCUGCCCGCAAAAGACAUGCUGGAAAUUUGCCUGGGCACCAAAAGCAGGCUGAAGGAUGUGGGCAAUGUGUACAUAAACUUUGUGUGAGCAGCUGGGCAGGAGCAGCGGCUCCGUGCAGCACCGGGGGCCGCGCGGGGCUCAGCUCUGCCCCGCUCUCUCUCCUCCCCACACUCCAUUGCCCCCACCUUCCCCUGGACCCAUCGUGUUCCCUUAGCUCCUGCAGGAGCCAGGCUGAGUCAGCCUCUCCAGAUUUUAAAACAACAGGAUGGAUCUGCCAGAAAAAAGUGUUUAUAGAAGGCACGACGUUUUUCCAGAACAUUUUGUUCGCCAGACAUUAAGUCUUGGCUGGAUCUGCUGAGAGCUUUAUCAGCCAGAGCUCUGGGGAGGUCCUGGUGGAUUUGACUCAGAGCCUUUGUUUGCAGUGUGGCAGAUUUUUUUUCUGUCCUAGGAGGGUGAGUCUGUAAUAAUGGAAAUGUGCUGGUGCUGGUCAGAAGAGUUGCAAUGAGUGUGAAGGACAAUACCAGGCCUUAAAAUGACUGAUUUGAAGGAGUGAGCAGUUAAGAGGAAAAGCCCUUCCCAGUGCCAGAAAUGGGCUCUGAGAGAGACUUAUUAAUUACCUGCUCCCUAAUUGGUGCCAGGUUCCACAGGGCCUUGGAGCUGUGAACAAAUGGCAGGGCUGGAGCCGAUUCCAAAGCUUUUCUCACUCAGUGGCUGUGUCAGGGCAAGGUGUGGCAAAACCAAGGGGCCAGGUGUUCAAGAACACUUGGGAAAAAUCGAGCAAUGGCAACAAAAAACAGGCCUGAUGUAGGUGGGACCUUUCCAUAGCAACAGAGUCAGCCCCUGACCAUUCACAGCAGAGAGCAAAUCUGGAGGAGGCAAGAUUAUGUCACUUGGAAUUUUUUUUCAGUAGCUUAGCAGCUGAUGGUAUUUAUGGGCUUGAUUUAUUCUAUUUCCCUCAGCUUUUACUGAACUAAGGCUUUUGGGUUAUACAGUUAUAAUUACUUGCUUUAACCAGUGAAGCAUGACCUGAUCCAUAUUUAAACUGGUAAACUCACUUUGGUUAUAGCUGAGUGAUUAAUCUUGUUAGUGCAAAACUCAU
Molecule: messenger RNA, 2451 nt
Organism: Melospiza georgiana
Lineage: Eukaryota; Metazoa; Chordata; Aves; Passeriformes; Passerellidae
Gene: REP15
Product: RAB15 effector protein
Exons: 1
Coding region: 699-1439 (246 amino acids)
Biological process (GO): receptor recycling
Source: RefSeq, a predicted model, not a curated record